Pteronotus mesoamericanus is the source of this 1818-nucleotide messenger RNA. It is a transcript of the gene ASPSCR1, whose product is annotated as ASPSCR1 tether for SLC2A4, UBX domain containing. The coding region runs from base 84 to 1742 and encodes 552 amino acids. Lineage: Eukaryota; Metazoa; Chordata; Mammalia; Chiroptera; Mormoopidae. The transcript is spliced from 16 exons. Gene Ontology annotation, cellular component: vesicle membrane; nucleus; cytoplasm. The record is from RefSeq and is a predicted model, not a curated record. Gene Ontology annotation, biological process: glucose homeostasis; intracellular protein transport. Gene Ontology annotation, molecular function: protein binding.
CCGCGUGGCUGUGCGUCCCGGCUGUUGCCGAUAAAGUUGUUCGAAGCUGAGCCGGCGGCGGCGGUGGGUCACGUGAGCGGAACAUGGCGGCCCCGGCAGGCGGCGGGGGCUCCGCAGUGUCCGUUCUGGCCCCAAACGGGCGGCGCCACACGGUGAAGGUGACGCCGAGCACCGUGCUUCUGCAGGUUCUGGAGGACACGUGCCGGCGGCAGGACUUCAACCCCAGAGAGUACGAUCUGAAGUUUCAGAGGAGCGUGCUCGACCUCUCUCUGCAGUGGAGGUUCGCCAACCUGCCCAAUAAUGCCAAGCUGGAGAUGGUGCCCGCAUCCCGCAGCCGCGAGGGGCCCGAGAACACGGUCCGCGUCGCUCUGCAGCUGGACGACGGCUCCAGGCUGCAGGACGUUUUCUGUUCGGGCCAGACGCUCUGGGAGCUGCUCAGCCAUUUCGCAGAGACCAGGGCGUGUCUGGAGCAGUCGUGGGAGGCCAGCCCGGUCUGCGUGUACAUGAGGGAUGAGGUGCCUGGCAGAGCCGCCUUGCAGAGCACGACGCUGCAGUCGCUGGGCCUCGCCGGGGGCAGCGCCGUCAUCAGGUUUGCCAUGAGGCCGCGCGGCUCGUCCGCCAGGCCGGAGCCCGGGGUCUCCCGGACCAGCAGCCCAGCAAGCCCGGCCUCGGCCUUGCCGGCCCAGCAGGCAGCCGGCAGCCCCCUGCUUCCCUUGGACCCCGCGGGGCUCAGCCGGGGCGAUGUGAGCCGUCGGGACGAAGCGGGCGCCUCGGGGGCAGGCCGCAUGGACGGCCCGGGCCGAAAGCCAGUGGACGCCCCGGUGCAGCCGACUCCGCAGGGGCCCCCGCUGGCCCCCGUUGUGCCUUUCUCCGGCGGGGGGCAGCGCCUGGGGGGCGCCUGCGGCUCCGCGAGGCGCCUGACGUCGCCGUCCGCCAAGCUCCCCAAGUCCUUCUCCGGCCCUGGAGGUCCCUCCCAGCCGAAGAAGUCGAGGCCCCCGCUGGAGCCGGAGCCCGAGCCCGAGCCGCCGGUGGCCCGGGACCCCGUGGUGUGCCACCCUGACCGGGAGGAGCAGGUCCAGGCCUGGCCGGUGGAGCUGCCGGACGAGUUCUUCGAGGUGACUGUGGACGACGUGAGGAGACGCUUGGCCCAGCUCAAGAGCGAGCGGAAGCGCCUGGAAGAGGCCCCCUUAGUCACCAAGGCCUUCAGGGAGGCCCAGGCGAAGGAGAAGCUGGAGCGGUACCCCAAGGUGGUCCUGAGGGUCCUGUUCCCUGACCGGUACGUCCUGCAGGGCUUCUUCCGUCCCAGCGAGACAGUGGGGGACCUGCGGGCCUUCGUGAGGAGCCACCUGGGGAACCCUGAGCUGCCCUUCCACCUGUUCAUCACUCCCCCCAAGACCACCCUGGGUGACCACACGCUGACGCUCUUUCAGGCAAACCUCUUCCCUGCCGCCCUGGUGCACUUUGGAGCUGAGGAACCAACAGGCCUCUAUCUGGACCCCAGGCUGCUGGAACAUACCAUCGCCCCAUCUGCGGCCGACAUGCUGGCGGCCAGGUGCAUGGCCAGUGCCACCGCCACCCUGUCCCCACUCCCAGCCCCUGACCCUGCACCCCUGGAGCCGGAGGCGGCUGCCGAGGAGGACACAGUGGGGCCUCCCGAGCCCGGCGCUGGGACAGCCCAGCCCUUGAGGAGGGAUCUGGGCAAGGUGCCCAAGUGGCUGAAGCUGCCAGCCAGCAAGAGGUGAGAGCUGCCUGCUGAGGUGCCCGCUGCCCGCGACGGGGCCCCUCCCCACCCUGAUGCAAAUAAAGACUGGAGCGUCC